Molecule: messenger RNA, 1534 nt
Organism: Didymella exigua CBS 183.55
Lineage: Eukaryota; Fungi; Ascomycota; Dothideomycetes; Pleosporales; Didymellaceae
Exons: 4
Coding region: 126-1298 (390 amino acids)
Biological process (GO): actin filament organization; endocytosis; actin cortical patch localization
Cellular component (GO): actin cortical patch
Molecular function (GO): phosphatidylinositol binding; ubiquitin binding
Source: RefSeq, a predicted model, not a curated record
CCACCAGACAUCCUCUUCUGGCCGAACGAAACAUCACUGUCCGUUCCAGACGGUUAACGUAUACCCCUGGUGCCCAAAUAUAGUUGGAGUCGGCAGGCAGAGCCUUACCUAGGUGACCUUUCGAUAUGCCGGCGAAACCUUUCUCGGCCGUCACGGUCCAGAUAGAUCGGUUGACCAGCGAACAAUACGAAGAGAAUGACAUUGGCGGUGUCGUCGACCUUAUCGAAGUCAUCCGCAUCCAGUCCACUGGCCCUACUGAAGCAGCACGGGCUUUGCGAAAGAAGCUAAAGUAUGGAGAUGCGCAUCGUCAAAUCCGCGCAUUGGUGAUACUGGACGCUUUGAUCCAGAAUGCAGGGUCAAGGUUCCAGAAAGCUUUUGCAGAUGAGCCUCUACUAGAGCGUCUUAGGAUAUUGGCCCGCGAUGAAACAGCCGAUGUGGACGUUCGCAAACGAGUAAAUAUCCUCUUCAGGCAGUGGGCUGUCGCGUACAAGGGAACACCCGGCCUCGAGCGCAUCGCUGCCUUGCACAAGGAGCUGCCCCGCAAAAGUCGACCUCAGCCGCAGCAAUCUCGAAUCAUUCGCGAGCAAGAUGCUGAAGCAGCCCGUGAGCGCGAAGAGCACUCACCACCACCGACGCCCCAGCCGCGACGCCCUGAUCCUCCGCAUGUGUCCUCCUCGUCAAGCAGACCAGUAGCGUUAGGUUCUACAUCCUCUGGUGGGUCUUCGCUCUUCAGUAGGAGCAAGAAAGACAAAAAGACUCCAAAGGGGCAGAAGUUCAACCUGGAGAGGGAAAAGGGCCAGAUGCUGGAGACGAUGGCAUCAGCCAAUGUUGCCAGCGCGAAUCUUUUGAACGGGCUGCAGCUAAUCAACCGAGAGCAGCAGCGCGUCAGCGACAACCCGGAGGUGAUGAACCGUUUCGAGACCUGCAAGCAGCACCGCCGUCAGGUUUUACGCUACAUUCACCUUGUCGAGUCUGAGCAGUACAUCGGUGGUCUGCUCAACGCUAAUGAUGAGCUCGUAAAGGCGCUCAUGGCUUUUGAGAUCAUGGACAAGAGCAUUGACGACGAUGACAGUGAUAGCGAGGACGAUUCGGGCAUUGCUCAAGCAAAGCUGGCCAGCUUGAAGAUGCAGGAAGAGGCACCUCCUGCGAAGCCACCUAGGCCAAUGAGCAUUCCUAUGCCUCCUGCUCCUAUUCCCGUCCCCGCGGCGGGCAAACAGCGAGCUGAUCCAGAUAGCGAGCCGGAUGAUGAUGAUCCCUUUGGAGACAGCAACGGUACGUGGAUUUUAGACGUAAGAUAAAACAUGUACUGAUCGAACAUGCAGCCGUCGCAACACCCUGGGCCGAGAAGAAGGAGCCUAGCUGGAGGGAUGUAUGAUGCAUGUGAUGGUCGAGGAUCCGUGAUUGGAUAAUAGAGGCUAUUGCUGUGUAGUGAGAUCACUAGGCUUUGAUAAAGAUAAACACUCUCACCUUAACCCGUGCACACAAAUGUUGCCGAAGUUGCGGCGUCUGCGCCACGAUCUCGCACCGUCUGCAC